AUCUGGGGCUGUUCAGCACAAAGACGCUGGUGGAGGCGAGCGGCGAGCACGCCGUGGAAGUCCGCACACAAGUGCAGCAGCCGUCCGACGAGAACUGGGACCUCUCAGGCACCAAGCAAGUUUGGCCGUGCGAGAGCAGCCGUUCGCACACUACCAUCGCCAAGUAUGCCCAGUACCAAGCAGCCUCGUUCCAGGAGUCGCUUCAGGAGGACAAAGAGACCGACGAUGAGGAGACCGAGGAGCCGGACAGCACCACAGAGACGCCGCCCAGCAACCCGGAUCAGAAGCCGCACCAAAUAAUCAAGUUUGGGACCAACAUCGACCUCUCGGAUGCCAAGCGAUGGAAGCCGCAGCUCCAGGAAUUGCUGAAGCUGCCUGCCUUUAUGCGAGUUACGUCGACGGGAAACAUGUUGAGCCAUGUGGGCCAUACCAUUCUGGGCAUGAACACGGUGCAACUCUACAUGAAGGUCCCUGGCAGCCGUACUCCAGGUCACCAGGAGAACAACAACUUCUGCUCCGUGAACAUCAACAUUGGACCCGGGGACUGCGAGUGGUUUGCUGUCCACGAACAUUACUGGCAGAACAUCAGUGCCUUCUGUGACAGGCAUGGGGUGGAUUAUCUCACCGGCUCCUGGUGGCCCAUCUUAGAAGACCUCUACCAGUCCAACAUCCCCGUCUACCGCUUCAUCCAGCGUCCGGGAGACCUGGUGUGGAUCAACGCCGGGACGGUGCACUGGGUACAGGCCACGGGAUGGUGCAACAACAUUGCGUGGAACGUCGGUCCCCUGACAGCUUACCAGUACCAGCUGGCGCUCGAACGCUACGAAUGGAACGAGGUGAAGAACGUCAAGUCCAUCGUGCCCAUGAUCCACGUCUCCUGGAACGUCGCGCGGACGGUCAAGAUCAGCGACUCGGACUUGUACAAGAUGAUCAAGUACUGCCUCAUGCAGUCCAUCAAGCACUGUCAGGUCCAGCGGGAAAGCCUCGUCCGAUCCGGGAAGAAGAUCGCGUACCAAGGGAGGGUGAAGGACGAGCCGGCCUACUACUGCAACGAAUGUGAUGUGGAGGUGUUCAACAUCCUUUUCGUGACCAGCGAAAACGGCAGCAAGAACACAUACCUGGUGCACUGCGAGGCCUGCGCCCGGAAACGGAACUCGUCCCUCCACGGCGUUGUGGUACUCGAACAGUACAAAACCGAAGAAUUGAUCGCCAUCUACGACAGCUUCACCCUGGCCCCGACGCCGAGUUCAAGAUGAGCCAUAUCACGCCCAGACGCCGAUGUCUGGGCUCGCUUUCCCAUGCUUGUUUCUCCCACUCCACUGUGAGUGUCUGGGGCAGAAGGUGCUGUAGCCCCCUUCUCUGCCUCCACCCAUCCCGAAACCGAGCCUCGAUUUCCCCUCCGUUGCUUCCUCGCAAGCUGUCCUGAGCCGGAAGGGGCACGGAACCGAUCACGAGCUUCAUUUCUCUCCCUUCCUCCCUCCGGAUGGACGCUGUCUUUUUAAUUUAUUCUUCUUCAAAAAGAGAAAAAAAAAA
This is a messenger RNA of Thamnophis sirtalis, 1533 nucleotides long. NCBI's taxonomy places the organism in Eukaryota, Metazoa, Chordata, Lepidosauria, Squamata, Natricidae. The record is from RefSeq and is a predicted model, not a curated record.